AAAGUUUUAAAGAUCUGUGGAGCACUGUUCGUCACCCUGAGACAGGAGUUGAUACCAAAACGAGGAAUGUCGAUAACCAGGCAGAAGAUCUGUGACUCUAUAGAGAUCCCGAUCCUAACGCGAUGCUGCUUCUGCUUCCCUCUGCGAAAAGGGCUCAUCGCCUUCGCUUAUGUCAACUUAGUCUUAACAGUAGUCGUGACGAGCCUUCUGUCGAUGUACAUCUCGUACAUCCGCAACUCGGAAGAGCAAGAUCUGACGGAGUACCCUCGGCUCAUAGCUGACACCACUGGUCUCGUUAUCGAGUGUGUCAUGACUAUCAGCUUCAUCGUUGCUCUUCACAAGAAACACGUCCUCCUAAUGAAAAUCUAUCUUUACUUUGAAAUCGUAUUCUCUAUCAUCGGCUUCGUGUACAGCCUCGCCUUCAUGACAAAGGAAAGCGCCAGCGAACUGUUUCUGAUUCUAUUCCAAUUAACUCUUCAAAUCUACCUGGUGAUCCUGAUCUGGAGCUCCAUCGUGAAAAUGGAGCGAGACGGUACCGUCAAAUAUGUUCGCGACAGAGAUCCAGUCUAGAUGGUUAUUUUACAUUUAUAUUAGACACAAUCUUCAAAGAAGCUAUGACAACUUACACGACAGAGUUGGUUACAUAUUAUAUUAUUUAAAAUUAUAUUUACAGUAAUAUUUUUACAGACGCAACAACAAAUGAGUUGUUACAGUUCAUAUUUGAUGUUUCAACAUAUAUAUUUUUUUAAAUUUCGAGUCAGGCAAGUAGGCUGCCCUUUAGGGUGCUUCUCUAUUUCAUAAAACAAGUGAUCGUGCCCCAUAAAAAGCACUGUUACUAUGUGAGACAAAUAAAGUGCCUUAUAGGUAGUGAUUUUAUAUAAAACAGGGUGCUGGAACCCGUUAUACUAUAAUCGACAUGCCACAUAUUAUACAUUUUUGGAAGAUUAUUAUAUUGUAGAACUAGACGAUGCAAACGAGCAAAGUUACCUUUUUUAUAAAAAAAAAUGUGAUUUGUAUUGAAAUUAAUUGUUUAAGUAGAUAGUUUGGACACGCCCUGUAUGUAAUGUAGUGUCUGGAAAAAAAUAAUUGUGACGUAAUUAAAAAACAGAUUUUAUUAUUGAUGCUCAUCUGACAGACACACAGGGGCAAUCAAUUUUAUUUCAACUCCAUUUGUAUGGAAUCUCACAUUCAACGUCCUCCAGGGUGCGCGUGCGAGUGUGAGCAAGGCGCGCGAAACUGACAAAUCUGUAGUCGCCACAAAGUUGACUGCUUGUUUUCAGAAUCUCUGGUAAUGUUUUGUCACGCGCUGCGUCCUUUCAUGCAACACGGACGACUUAUUUUGAAGUAAAAUUCUAAAACACACAUUUCCUUCAGAGACACUGCAUAUCGCAGAUUUUAUAUUUUUAGAUAUUGCGUGUUAUCUCAUAAAAUUAAUGGUAAUGUUAAGUUAUUUUUAUAUAAAUUUUUUUAGGUUCAAUCAUAAGUACAUAUAUUAUUAUUAUGUAAAUACCUGAAUAGUUAUUUACGAAGUGUUAUGCCAAAUAAAUACCACUUAGUCUUAGAGGAACGU
Molecule: messenger RNA, 1570 nt
Organism: Hyposmocoma kahamanoa
Lineage: Eukaryota; Metazoa; Arthropoda; Insecta; Lepidoptera; Cosmopterigidae
Exons: 6
Coding region: 67-570 (167 amino acids)
Source: RefSeq, a predicted model, not a curated record